Charadrius vociferus (killdeer) is the source of this 306-nucleotide messenger RNA. It is a transcript of the gene GLRX, whose product is annotated as glutaredoxin (thioltransferase). The record is from RefSeq and is a predicted model, not a curated record. The transcript has 2 exons. The coding region runs from base 1 to 306 and encodes 101 amino acids. Lineage: Eukaryota; Metazoa; Chordata; Aves; Charadriiformes; Charadriidae.
AUGGCUGAUAUGUUUGUGAAGAGCAGAAUCAGGGGUGACAAAGUGACCCUGUUCAUAAAGGCAGGCUGCCCUUACUGCAGGAACGCCAUGGAGAUGCUCAAGAAAUACAACUUCAGGCCCGGACAUCUGCAAGUGUUUGAUAUCAACGGGUUGGAGUACAUCCAUGAUUACUUCCAGCAAACAACAGGGCAAAGAACCGUCCCUCGCGUGUUCAUUGGAAGACACUGCAUCGGAGGAUUUUCUGACCUGGAGAACAUGUACUGGAAGCUCCCUGGAAUUCUGCAGCAGAUUGGCGCCCUGCAGUAG